Molecule: messenger RNA, 315 nt
Organism: Notodromas monacha
Lineage: Eukaryota; Metazoa; Arthropoda; Ostracoda; Podocopida; Cyprididae
Source: the annotation of a GenBank genome assembly
UUGCCCCCCAUGUUGGAGUUGGCCUUGGAUAACCUCAAGAAUCAAACCAUCACCCCUCUAGCCACUGACCUGAGCAACGUGGUGCUGCAACAAUUGAACGCCAUGACGAUGUCAAAGAGCCCCAGUGGCAAGAACAAAGUUGGAAAUGACAAAAUAAAGCAGAGCAUGAAUAUUCUGACUGCCUGGCUGGGCCACAUGCGACGGUAUCAUCAGCAGAAGAAUAAGAACGUUCAAUUCGUUCCGGAGAUCUUGAGAGUGCUGAACAAGAGGGAACAAGCAAACCGAAACAGGAAAUGGGGAAGGAAAUCUCAGUGA